Cloeon dipterum is the source of this 1481-nucleotide messenger RNA. Its product is annotated as protein amalgam-like. Bases 495 to 1421 code for a protein of 308 amino acids. Gene Ontology annotation, cellular component: neuron projection membrane. Gene Ontology annotation, biological process: synapse organization. NCBI's taxonomy places the organism in Eukaryota, Metazoa, Arthropoda, Insecta, Ephemeroptera, Baetidae. The transcript is spliced from 6 exons. The record is from RefSeq and is a predicted model, not a curated record.
GCAGCCGCGCGGCAUAGCAUUCGCUCGUCCGCCGGCUGCGAGGCUGCCACCGCGUGCUGCGAUCCGUCGUCUCUCGUCUCCAGCAACCGUUCUCUCUUCUCUUUCUCUCCGCAUCACCCUUAUUGCCACGAGUAACUUUGCGGCACGUACUGAGCAGCAGGAUGGAUCCGCCGCCGUAAUUGGACUCGAUUAAUAAGUAUCGGCCCGGCUGGCAUGUGUUUUUUCCGCGGCAGUGCUCUCGAGAUUCAUCUACAGGGGUGGCGGGUGACCGGCCCGCCCCACGGUGCAAAAAUACACGCAGCUCGUUGUUAGUAAUUGUCUCUGCCCGCGAAGAGGACCAUUAGUCGUUACAUUUUUCGCUCUAUCUUUAUCCUAACUUGAGUGUUAACUGUUGUUGACGGAACAAAUACGCUCUCGUCACGCUCAAAACUGAAAUUAUUCUCGUCAUUAAGUGUAUAAUGGAAAAAGCUGUUAAUUAAGCCUCCCAUCGUUUGAUGUCACCUCCACACUGCAUAAUUAUGGAUGUCACCCGCCCUCACUGCAGCCACAGAAGUAACAUGUUCGUCGUAGCUGGACUUUUAGCACUUCUCUUUGUCUUGUGUCAACCCGUCAAAGGACUGGCGCAGCACCAGCAGCAGCAAGUGAGCGGCGGCGAGUUCACAGUCGAAGAGCUCAACCACGGCAACGAUAGCUCGUACCCGUUUUUCGACUUCAACGUGCCGCGAAAUGUGACAACUGCUGUCGGACAGACCGCAUUUUUGCACUGCAGAGUGGAGCAACUGGGUGACAAAGCGGUGUCAUGGAUCCGCAAACGUGACCUGCACAUUCUGACUGCAGCCAUCUACACGUACACCAGCGACGCUCGCUUCCAGGUCGUCAGGCCGGAAAGGUCGGAAAACUGGACCCUGCAGAUCAAGUUCCCGCAGCUGCGAGACGCCGGCAUCUACGAAUGUCAAGUCAACACAGAACCGAAGCUCAGCCUGGCCUUCAGGCUCAACGUGAUUGAGGCGAAGGCUCGCAUCCUGGGGCCAGCCGAUUUGUAUGUGAAGACGGGCAGCACGAUCAGCCUGUCGUGCGUGAUCAGCCAGGGGCCGCAUGACCUGGGCACCGUGUUCUGGUACCACGGGCCCACCAUCGUCGACUACGACUCACCCCGCGGCGGUGUCAAAAUCGAAACAGAGUGGACGGACGCGCUGACCAGCCGCCUCAGGAUCACCAACGCUCGCAUCACAGACUCUGGCAACUACACGUGCAUCCCGACCAUCGCGGCGCCAGCCAGCGUCAUGGUCCAUGUCAUUAAUGGUGAGCACCCGGCAGCGAUGCAACACGGAAACAAGAACCACUCGAACGGACUUUUGAACAACCUAUCACUUCUCUUUGUACAUAGUUUUACAGUUUUCUUAAUAAAAUGGCUGAGAUGAGAGUGAACGUUUUACAUUCCCGUGAAUAAAGUGUAAAGAUGAUUUUUGGAGAAAAAUAAA